Molecule: messenger RNA, 3237 nt
Organism: Ipomoea triloba (trilobed morning glory)
Lineage: Eukaryota; Viridiplantae; Streptophyta; Magnoliopsida; Solanales; Convolvulaceae
Product: probable serine/threonine-protein kinase At1g54610
Exons: 10
Coding region: 656-2695 (679 amino acids)
Biological process (GO): protein phosphorylation; positive regulation of transcription elongation by RNA polymerase II
Cellular component (GO): nucleus; cyclin-dependent protein kinase holoenzyme complex
Molecular function (GO): cyclin-dependent protein serine/threonine kinase activity; ATP binding; RNA polymerase II CTD heptapeptide repeat kinase activity
Source: RefSeq, a predicted model, not a curated record
AAAAAAAAAAAGAAAAAAAAAAAAGUGAAAGGACAGUCGCAUUUGUAGGACGCCUGCAAAUCGGAGAAUCACGGUGCAUUGACUCCAUUGUUGUCCUUCAAAGAUCGACGCGAUUCUGUUCGACCGGGAUUAUUGAUUGUAUUGCGAUGUGACAUGCGAACACCGGGGUUUUGAUCCCAGAGUUCGCAUUUCAGGAUCAGGGUUUUGUUCUUGUCCGUGUUUGGGAUCGCCGUAUCCAGGUGGCAAGAGAAAUCCACGGCUCUCUAUCCGUGGGUGUGCACACCCCGCAUUGUGAUUUUAGCCAACAGAAAACACAUGCGGUAAACCAGUUUAAAUUGUACAUAGGGAUUGGUUCAACCAAAAAGGUCAAUAAAUCACUCCCGUUGAGAUUGAGAGGCGAAAUUGUAAUAUUGUGCUUAUCAAGUAACAAUCUAUCUAACCAACUUGACUGUGAUUGACUUUGUUUGCCACAUUUAGAUUUUGAAGCUUAUUGCUAUGAGUUUUAUCAUUUAUGACAUGAGUUGGAUUGACUGGUUAUUUGUUUUCAUUUGAAAUCAGGGAUUCAUUCGAUAUAAAAGUUUUGUUAUUUGAUACAUAAUACAUUGCCCUUGUGGCUUCAAGGUUUUGGAAAGAGAUGCUUAUGAAGGAAAGCUAAAUGCCGAAAGCAAUGGGGUUGGGGAAAAUUAGGUUAGGUCUUAGGACAAGGAUAAUGGGGUGCAUUUGCUCCAAGGGGGGAGGCCCAAUGAAGAAGCUAGCCAAGAAGCACAGCAAAGGAGGGAAAGACAAAGAAGCAAAGAGGCAGUCUUCAAAGCGCAAUUGUAGAAAAGAAGAGAUAGUGUUGGAGAUGGAGAAUGGCAAUCUGGACAUCACUCCCCUCAUUAUUUCUGAUGAGAAAAGUGUGGGUCCUGCGCCACAGGGGGGUGGUGGGUUGGAAGAGAAGGAGAAGAAGCGUGUGGUGCGAAAGAUGAAGAAGCACCACACCAUGGAUGUGGGGGGAGGUGGGUUGGAGCCUCAGAUAAAUAGGAUGUUCAGUGUGAGGAAUGGAGUUGAUGGGGCACAGGUGGUUGCUGGAUGGCCAUCCUGGCUCACUGCAGCUGCAGGGGAAGCUAUCAAAGGGUGGGUUCCAAGAAAGGCCGACUCUUUUGAGAAGUUAGAUAAGAUUGGUGAAGGGACAUAUAGUAGUGUGUACAGAGCCCUUGACCUUGACACUGGAACUAUAGUUGCACUAAAGAAAGUGCGGUUUGUCAACAUGGAUCCAGAAAGUGUUCAUUUUAUGGCAAGGGAAAUUCUCAUCCUGCGCAGGCUGGAUCACCCGAAUGUUAUGAAGCUCGAAGGUCUUGUGACUUCUCGGGUUUCAGGCCAGCUACAUCUUGUGUUCGAGUAUAUGGAGCAUGACCUUGGCGGCCUUGCAGCAUCACCAGACGUCAAAUUUGAUGAAUCACAGAUAAAAUGUUACAUGCAGCAGCUCUUUCGCGGGCUGGAACACUGCCAUACUCGAGGGGUUUUGCAUCGUGACAUCAAGGGCUCUAAUCUUUUGAUUGACAAUAAUGGAACUCUCAAGAUAGGGGAUUUUGGACUUGCAACAUUUUACCGUGCCAAUCAAGUGCAGCCUCUAACAAGCCGUGUGGUCACAUUGUGGUAUCGGCCUCCAGAGCUUUUGCUUGGUGCUACUAACUACAGAGUGAAUGUGGAUAUGUGGAGUUCUGGUUGCAUCCUUGCUGAAUUGUACGCGGGAAAACCUAUCAUGCCUGGAAGGACCGAGGUUGAACAGCUGCAUAAAAUCUUUAAACUUUGUGGUUCUCCAUCUGACGACUUCUGGAAGAAGUCGAAAUUGCAGAAUGCAACAAUUUUUAAACCUAAGAAGACUUAUGAACGCCGCAUUGCUGAGACAUUCAAGGACUUGUCUCCGUCGUCUUUAUCACUUCUGGAUUCUCUCCUGUCUUUAGAACCUGAGCGUCGAGGAACUGCAAGCUCAGCACUGGAAAACGAGUUCUUCACAACAGCGCCUCUUCCGUGUGAUCCAUCAGCACUGCCCAAGUACCCGCCUUGCAAGGAAUAUGAUGCUAGGAUGCGAGAUGAGAUGCUCAGAAGGCAAAAUGGCAGCGGGGGUAAAGAUUCUGAAGGGGCUGCUCCAGCGCCUGGUGAUCUCGCGAAGCUGCAAGCUGCAAUAAAGAAAUGGCAAGGGCAGUUGAAGCUGAAGAAACGCGGGGGGAUGAGUGAAGUCGAUAAUUCAAGGCGUUGUGGUGGUUCAGAGUUGAGACGACACGUAUCCUUCAAAGCUCGGGGAGGAGUGGGGCAACUACCGAUGUUCUGCAACUCAGCAGCGCCCCACACCGCCUCUAUUGGCUUGGAUCUCUGCAGGGAGGACAUCAGUGUUAAUUCACACUGGCACCGCCUCGCUAUGAAAUAUAAUCGAGUCAUUGAAACCGAGUCCGUUCAUCACUACCAGAACGAUGAGCAGCAACCUAGGAAGGAUAAUAUGAUGGGCUAUGUUCCACAGAGCGGUCACAUACACUACUCCGGCCCAUUGAUUCCAGCCGGAGGAAACAUAGACGAAAUGCUCAAGGAACACGAGAAGCAGGUCCAAAACGCUGUGCGCAAAGCUCGCCUUGACAAAACUAGCAAGGCACAGAAAGGCAACAUUGACUAUGGACAAACCGAAUCUCUCUUGCAGUAUGUUGGCAACCCCCGCUAACUUCUCAGGUUUCAGACAAGAUUUAUGCCUCCACCAUCACAAAUUUCAAUCUUAGAACCAUCACACUUCUCUGCACUACUUAACCGUCACGAGGAGUAAACCCCGAGCUGUCAGAGGGAAUGCUGCAGAAAGAGGACUAACAACACACCAAUAUGUUGAGGAUGAUCAAUAAAGACUCCUGUGAGAAAAUCGUCGUUUCUUUUACUUAUGUAUAUAUGCCGUCGAGCUGAAACUGUUCUUCAAUUCGCUGGGUUUUACUACACGAUUAUAAUUAAUCAUUUUAUGUAUAUAACUGUUUGUGUAGGAGAUUUAUAAUGUUAUACCUAUAGAGCCAGAUUCAGAUAGUAUCAUCAUCUCUUCCAAGAGAAUGGUUCCUGCACAGAACUCUUUCAUGAUUGCUUGAACAGAGAACACACACUUCAGCUGGAACGUAGGAGUCUGGUAUAUCUGAAAAUUUUGUACCUUCUCAAGUGUAAUCUGUUAUUGUAACACUAUCAUUAAAGUCUUCAUGGGAAUCUAGGAUAUACUGGUUCAUAUGUUCA